Aphidius gifuensis is the source of this 1209-nucleotide messenger RNA. RefSeq lists its product as uncharacterized. The transcript has 4 exons. Bases 162 to 1052 code for a protein of 296 amino acids. The record is from RefSeq and is a predicted model, not a curated record. NCBI's taxonomy places the organism in Eukaryota, Metazoa, Arthropoda, Insecta, Hymenoptera, Braconidae.
UAUACAAGAAAUCGGUUCAUUCCACUUUCCAAGUAGAUUCCACUUUUGUUCCAUAAUUUAUAAACUUAACCUAAAAAUUAAUUGUUAAAAUAUCAUAGGCUGAUAAACAUUGUUGUAUACAUAUAUAUACACGUGGCGUCAAUAUAAUAUAAUAGCUCAAAAUGGAAGGAAAAGUAAAUGAAAGUAUUAAAAAAAAAAAAAAUACCAAACAAGACAGAACAAUAUAUUUACGUUUUCCAAAACGUAUUACUGAUAUUGAUGAAGUACGUAAUUUGAUAACUGGUGAUGCAAAUAUUAAAUUACGAAGACAAGCAUCAAGACAUUGUCAUGUUAUAUUUCCUAAAAUGGAACAAAAAAUAAACAAUAUGAAAUCAAUAAAGGCUAAAUCAAAAGAAAAUAAUUUACGUAUUGUUGUAUCUGGUGCUAAACCAAAUCCGAAAAUUCAACAAUCAUCUGAUAAUGAUGAGCCAGUUAAUAAAGACAAAAAAGUUACAACAACAAAAGCUAAAGAUAAUGAAACAAAUGUGGAUAAACAAGUUAAACAAAAAAAAACUAAGCCUAAAUUAUCUAAAGCAAAAAAACGAGCAAUAAUUGUACGUGGAAUUUCAAAAGACACACCCUUGGCAUUAGUCGAAGAAGCAUUUCCAGAUUGUAAAACUUGUGCAUAUAUAAAAGAUGAAGUAGUUUCAGGAGUUCCAGGUGGUAUUGGUAAACGAGCAGUUGUAAAAUUCAACACAGCUCAAGUUGCAGCUGAAUAUUUAACUAAAAAACGUACUUGGCCAUUAAUAAAUGGACAAGAAAUUGAAAUAAAACAAGAUCUAAGAAAGAAAACUAAUGCUGCUAAACAAAGAAAAUUGUCUGGUCUUAAAUCUAAUGAUGAUGAAACAAAUAAUACAAAUAUUAUGCAAUUAAAAAAAAAGAAUAUUAAUGAUGUAAAAGUUGAGGUAGAUGGUACAUCAUCUAAUGCUGUUGUAAAAAUGGAGCUUCAAAGUGAUAACGAUGAUACUGUUGCUGGAAAACUUUCCAAGAAAGAGAAAAAAAAAAUUGAAUAAACUUAUGAUUAAUUAAAAAUUUAAACAAUAAUUAAUAUUAAACAAAAUAUUCAAUAAAAUAAUCAUGAAAAAAAAAAAAAAAUUAAAACCCACUGUGAAAACUUUUUAAUCAUUCAAUAUUAUAAUUAAUAAAUUAACCUUAAAUUAAAUAAUUGAA